This is a messenger RNA of Spinacia oleracea (spinach), 1062 nucleotides long. RefSeq lists its product as uncharacterized. Gene Ontology annotation, molecular function: nucleic acid binding. Bases 1 to 1062 code for a protein of 353 amino acids. Gene Ontology annotation, biological process: DNA integration. The transcript has a single exon. Lineage: Eukaryota; Viridiplantae; Streptophyta; Magnoliopsida; Caryophyllales; Amaranthaceae. The record is from RefSeq and is a predicted model, not a curated record.
AUGGAAGAAUACAAUAGCGGCGUAUGCGGCCCGCACAUGAACGGGAGAAUGCUAGCUAGAAUCAUAUCGCGUUCAAGGUACUACAGGACCACUAUGGAAACAGACUGUUACCGUUUCAUUAAAACAUGCCCCAAAUGCCAAAUAUUUAGCAACCUGAAUCACUUGCCUCCCUUAGAACUGUACACUUUCACAUCCCCUUGGCCAUUUUCCACAUGGGGCAUUGACAUAAUUGGCAAAAUCACACCAACAGGUGUCGGAGGACAUGAAUACGUCCUAGUCGCAAUCGACUAUUUCAUCAAAUGGGUAAAAGCAUGCUCCUUUUCCCAGAUAACAGCCAAACAUGUCGCAAAGUUUCUAGAAAGAAACAUUUUCUGCAGAUACGGAGUUCCACACGAAAUCAUAAGUGACCAAGGUUCUCACUUUAGGGCCGAAGUCCAGGAACUACUCGAAAAAUACCGAGUUAAGCAUCACAAGUCCUCACCGUACAGACCCCAGAUGAAUGGAGCGGUCAAAUCGGCCAAUAAAAAUCUCAAAGUUAUAAUUGAAAAAAUGGCCGAAAAUCACAAAGAUUGGCCUAACAAGUUACAUUUUGCUCUAUGGGGAUACCGAACCUCUAUUCUCACAUCUAUAGGGGUAACUCCAUACUCCCUAGUAUACGGAAUGGAAGUUGUUCAACCCGUAGAAUUAGAAGUCCCUUCUCUUCAUGUACUCUUAGAAAGUAAGCAACCCGAGGCAGAAUGUGUACAAGCCAGAUAUGACGAGCUCACCUUACAUGACGAACGAAGAUUAAGAGCUCUACACCACGUACAAAUAUACCAGAAACGCAUAGCGAGGCAAUUCAACAAAAAGGUCAAACUUCGCAACAUCAAAGAAGGCGACUUCGUACUUAAAGAAGUCCGUGCACCAACCACGGACCCCCGAGGCAAAUUUCGACCAAAUUGGACUGGACCAUAUUUCGUAAAAGCCAUCCUCCCAGGAGGAGCGGUAAAACCAUCUGACAUUGAUGAGGCAGAAUUCGCAAACAUCACUAAUCUAGAUCAGCUAAAGAAAUAUUACGUCUAA